This is a messenger RNA of Neoarius graeffei (lesser salmon catfish), 5008 nucleotides long. It is a transcript of the gene slc6a9, whose product is annotated as solute carrier family 6 member 9. Bases 317 to 2245 code for a protein of 642 amino acids. The record is from RefSeq and is a predicted model, not a curated record. The transcript is spliced from 15 exons. Gene Ontology annotation, biological process: glycine import across plasma membrane; synaptic transmission, glycinergic; sodium ion transmembrane transport. Lineage: Eukaryota; Metazoa; Chordata; Actinopteri; Siluriformes; Ariidae. Gene Ontology annotation, cellular component: plasma membrane. Gene Ontology annotation, molecular function: glycine:sodium symporter activity.
UAGUGCUAAAGGAUUUGUUCAACUUUUUUUUAUUUAUAUUUUUUUUAAAUAUGUUGUGUGAUGUAAUUCUCAUUUCUGGCCAAUUUACAAUACAAGGGACCGAGUGAUGCAUAGAAAAGUUCCUGGAUUAGUGUGGAAUUAGCAUAAAGCCCUGCGCUGCAAAGUACCCAGCAAGUGAACAAGAGGAGUGAGAGAGCCAACGUGCGAGAAAGGGUGAAAGCACAGAGGGAGAGAGACACUUCCAGUAACACGAGGACAAGUCCCAGAGAGCAGAGGACCUUCAUCCUUCUGCGACAGGACAGCAUAUUUUGCCACUAUGGAGGAAAAACAGUUUUCAGGCAUUUUGAAUGGAGCGGUUCCAGGGGAACAAGUGAAGAAGGAUGAAAAUUCUCGACGGGGAAACUGGGGGAACCAGAUUGAGUUUGUCCUGACUAGUGUGGGCUACGCAGUAGGGCUGGGCAACGUCUGGAGGUUCCCUUACCUUUGUUACAGGAAUGGAGGAGGUGCCUUCAUGUUCCCAUACUUUAUAAUGCUGGUGUUCUGUGGCAUCCCACUGUUUUUCUUGGAGCUUUCCUUUGGCCAGUUCACCUCUUUGGGCUGUCUGGGAGUGUGGAAGGUCAGCCCCAUGUUCAAAGGUGUUGGCUAUGGAAUGAUGGUGGUCUCUACUUACAUUGGCAUCUAUUACAAUGUGGUGAUCUGUAUUGCAAUCUACUACUUUUUCAUGUCCAUGACCAAUCUGCUGCCAUGGACAUACUGCAAUAACCCCUGGAACACCCCAGACUGCAGUGGUGUAGUGGGCACACCGCGGGCAAAUGCCUCCUUCACUAACUUCACUGCUAAUGCAGUGUCGGGCUUUACUGAGGUGAUCAGUCACACCAAGAGGACAAGUCCCAGUGAGGAAUACUGGAGGAACUAUGUACUGAACAUCUCAGAUGGCAUCGGGAACUUCGGGGAAGUGCGCCUCCCCAUCCUGGGCUGCCUGGCUAUCUCCUGGGUGGUGGUGUUCCUCUGCCUCAUCCGUGGGGUGAAGUCCUCUGGCAAGGUGGUGUACUUCACAGCGACCUUUCCCUACGUGGUGCUAACCAUUCUCUUCAUUCGAGGCAUCACGUUAGAUGGUGCUGUCAGUGGAAUCCAAUACUACCUCACUCCACAGUGGGAGAAAAUCCUGAAUGCCAAGGUGUGGGGUGAUGCUGCUUCUCAGAUUUUCUACUCCCUGGGCUGUGCCUGGGGUGGGCUCAUCACCAUGGCUUCCUAUAACAAAUUUCACAACAACUGUUUCAGAGACAGCAUCAUUAUCAGUGUGACAAACUGUGCAACGAGUGUGUAUGCCGGCUUUGUCAUCUUCUCCAUCCUGGGCUUCAUGGCACAGCACCUGGGCGUGGACGUGUCCGAGGUGGCUGACCACGGGCCAGGCCUGGCCUUUGUUGCCUACCCAGAAGCUCUGACGCUGCUACCCAUCUCGCCACUCUGGUCGCUGCUUUUUUUCUUCAUGCUCAUCCUGCUGGGUCUCGGCACACAGUUCUGUCUUUUGGAGACAUUGGUGACCGCGAUAGUGGAUGAGAUCGGCACGGACUGGAUCAUCCGAAACAAAACCUUCAUCACGCUUGGAGUGGCCAUCCUCGGCUUUCUCUUGGGAGUGCCAUUGACCACACGGGCGGGAAUAUACUGGCUGCUGCUAAUGGAUAACUACGCUGCCAGCUUCUCGCUAGUCAUCAUCUCCUGCAUCAUGUGCAUCUGCAUUAUGUAUGUUUAUGGCCACAGAAACUACUUUAAGGAUGUGGAGAUGAUGCUGGGUUUCCCUCCACCAGUCUUCUUCAGGGUCUGUUGGAGGUUCAUCUCUCCGCUUAUUAUCUCGUUCAUCCUGAUCUUCACUGUGAUCCAGUACAAACCCAUCACUUACAAUGAUUACGUGUACCCAGACUGGUCUCUGGUCAUUGGUUUCUGCAUGGCCCUGUCCUCAGUAAUCUGUAUUCCCAUCUACGCUCUUUUCAAGAUUGCCAUGUCUGAUGGAACCACAAUUUUGGAGCGGUUGAAGAACUCCAUGAAGCCACAUUCCAGCUGGGGUCCGGCGCUGCAAGAGCACCGCAAGGGCCGCUACGCAAUGGCCGGACCCGAAUCAGUGGAGGUGCGUUCUCUUAAAGAUGAGGAGAAAGAGAAAGAUCAGGAUAAAGAGAAGAAGGAAGAGAUCGGGCUCACCAUAAAGGGCAGCAAUGGCUCCACAUUCAACCCGACACCCAGUGUAUAGACGUGAGGCCACACCUGCUGAACCUUUACAUAUUGUCACUUGAGGUCAUCCUAUGGUUGUUGAAUGACAUUCGGAGGAGCUGAUGAUCAUCCCAGUCAAUGGAGAGUCAUUUUCACCCUCAGCCUGUCUGUAACUUUGUUGUCUCCAGUGUCUACUGCUUGACCUUGUUCUUAUGAACUGCUAUCUUUGAAAUUUUGAGGAUGGAAGCAACCUGACACUCACUGUAUCCCUCUGCCAGUAAAGCCAGAACUGAUUAGGUGAUCACCUGAACCAACUCUUAUUUAAUGAAGAAAAGUAUAAAAUCCACAGCUGUGGUCAUCACUAUCUUCUUGCAAUAGGACCAGUUUGGAUAGCAAAAAACUGUGUUCAUCAUGCCAAAAGAGUUAAAAAGAAAAGUUUUGAGUGAGAAAAAGAAAGGUACUUGUGUUGGAAUUCUAGCACAGACACUGGAAUGAAAUGGGUGCCAUACAUAGAGAUGCUGAUUUUUAGAAAAAAUUGAAGUGGUCUCUUAACUUUUUCCAGAGUUGUGUAGUAUACUGUGUAAAGGUUUCAAAGUCUGGUUACCCCCCAAAAGUGAAGAUGGGGGGUAACCCUGCAUUUAAAGAUUUCAUUCUGACUGCGUGCAGGCUAAUUUGAAAGCCCAUAUCUGAUUCCGGCGGCACGGUGGUGUAGUGGUUAGCGCUGUCGCCUCACAGCAAGAAGGUCCGGGUUCGAGCCCCGUGGCCGGCGAGGGCCUUUCUGUGUGGAGUUUGCAUGUUCUCCCCAUGUCCGCGUGGGUUUCCUCCGGGUGCUCUGGUCUCCCCCACAGUCCAAAGACAUGCAGGUUAGGUUAACUGGUGACUCUAAAUUGACCGUAGGUGUGAAUGUGAGUGUGAAUGGUUGUCUGUGUCUAUGUGUCAGCCCUGUGAUGACCUGGCGACUUGUCCAGGGUGUACCCCGCCUUUCGCUCGUAAUCAGCUGGGAUAGGCUCCAGCUUGCCUGCGACCCUGUAGAACAGGAUAAAGCGGCUAGAGAUAAUAUCUGAUUCCAGACUGAAUGAGGCUCAUGAGGCUUGGAUCCAUUGUGCUAUAGCAUGUAACUAACCUUCACUGUAUGAGGAAGCACACUUGAAACAUUUUUCGGUAGACUGACUGUUUUUACCACCACGUUUAUUAAACUGACUCCUUAGCCAAUGUGUUAUUUACAGGAAGGCAAGAUUAAAAUGGAAAUAAAAUUUUUCCUACAUUGUUUUGGUGAAAUAACUAUUCUUUUAAAGUAUAUUAUAGGCAGAAAAAAACUCAAUUUUUGCCAUAAUUUAGCCACAGUGGCAUCUGAUGAGUUUUCCCCACCCACUAUACAUGUAUAUAUCCACCUUUUUUUUGUAGGAUGGAUUUUUGUGUGUGUGUGUGUGUGUGUGUGUGUGUGUGUGUGUGUGUGUGUGUGUAUUCCCAAUAUUCAUCAGGCAUGUUUAAACCUGAAGUAAAAUGUGUAUACUAGAUUGGCUUCAACAAACCGUAUAGUACUAGAACAUGUUAACUAGUGACAAAUGAAUUAUUAGUUAGACUGGAAACUGCGAUGUUUCUGUAAACUUUCCAAAGGGUCCACUGACGUUUAAAAGUGGAUGAUCGACUCAUACUAACCUGUAGCUGUGUAAUUAUCAGUCCUUUUAAUACAUAAGAUCAGAUCCAGUUGUUUUGUGUUGCUGAUUUAACCGAAAUGUCGCAAGCCCUAAAGUUGACUGCAAAAUCUCCUAAUAGAGAUAUUGUAACAUACUGUGACAUGUUGUACUCCUGGUUUGAAUAUCUGAGCCGCUCAUCUGUGUGUUAUUCAUUUCCACUAUGAAUAUAGAUUUUUUUCCCCCUUUUAUUCUUUUUUGUAGGUUUGUCAAGUAUUAAUGCACACUAUAUCGUAUUUGGACAAUGACAGUAUAACAUAACUAAAACUGUGAUUUUUUAUUUUUAUUUUUUUAAUCUGGUUGCUUGCUGUUAUAAAGAAACCUUUUUUUUUUUUAACAGAAUGCAUCACCUUGCAUUUUCAUGUUAUUCCAGCACUUUACAAUGUGACUGUUAUGAUAUUUAAUGCAACAUACAGUACUAUGCAAAAGUCUUAGGCAUCCCUUUUUUUUUUUUUUAGUCCAAACUUUGUUUAUAGCCUUCUACAUUAUUGAGACAGUACAAAACAUUUUGGAUUUCCAUACAUUAGUUUCCCAGCACAAAAUUAAUUGUUACAGAAAAAUGUUUGUAUGUGACAAAGUGUCCAGAAAAACUGUGGCUGGUUCUGGAAGAUGCUCAGUAAAACCUACAGCUCAUUCCCUGAUAAAACUGCACAAACUAUACCUAAUAGCACUUUUUUUUUAAGCAAAGGGUCAUCUCACACCAAAUAUUGACUUUGUUUCAUUUAUUACUGUUUAAAGCUCUUUGUAUAGUAUUUUUUUUAAUGUAGAAACAUUUAAUUUCAUUAUUUUUGAAGGCAUCUUUUCUCUACAGCACUUCUUUGCUCAGACUUUUGCACAGUACUGUAUAUUACAACCCUACCCACUCUCUACUGCUCAAAAGUUACGGAGAAAAAAAUAAAAAGAAGGUCCGUGUCCACUACUGUCACAUCCUGGUGAAAUUCCUGUGAGGGCACAAUGAAAAUGAGCUCAGAACUUUCUAUCAAACAUAUCUAACCAUGUCUUUGGAAUCUUAGGGCCAAAUUGCAUCAAACGUUGUCUUAGUCGCGCCAGCUGUGUAUCUUAAAUGGUUCAAUUUCAAAUGGUAAAAUAAAGUUUAUUUUAAAGAUCAA